Messenger RNA from Macrosiphum euphorbiae (potato aphid), 1065 nucleotides. NCBI's taxonomy places the organism in Eukaryota, Metazoa, Arthropoda, Insecta, Hemiptera, Aphididae. The record is from the annotation of a GenBank genome assembly.
AUGCAGCCGACUUCGUGCGGUUCGCUGACGACAUGCGGUUCGCUGCGUAACUGGCGGUUCGCUGACGACGUGCGGAUCGCUGACGACGUGCCGUUGCGCUCAGGACGUUCGUUCUACUCAGGCAAGUCGUCAAUGUCUAAUAAAAAUGAAAAUAACAUGGACAAUACUCCCAAAACCUACGGCCCAAAGGCUACGGUGGCACAAAUUUUCGCUACAACAGCGCAGAACUUUCUAUUAAUUGGAUUGGGCAUGGAAAUAGGAAUGCCCACAAUUGUUAUUCAACAUUUAUAUCGAAAUUCGGACAGUGAAUUCUCAUUAACCUUAACUGAAGUUUCGUGGUAUGGGAGAAUAUUGUUUAUAUUUCAUCCGACCGGAAGUUUUAUAUCGGGAUUCCUGCAAGAAAGAUAUGGAAGGAAACGGUGUAUGAUUCUCGCCAACGUUCCCAGUAUUUUCGGAUGGAUAUUGCUGUACUACACACACUCCACAGUUUCACUUUACUCGUCCACCGUGCUGAUGGGCUUGGGCAUAGGAUUCAGCGAAGCCCAGAUAUUGUUGUACGUCGGCGAAAUAACCGAACCGAGACUCAGGGGAUCGAUGGCUUCAUUGGGGUGUACCUCGUCUAUGCUUGGAGUGUUGUUGACUUACUUUUUGGGAUAUUUAUUCGAAUGGAGAACCGUCGCAUUGCUGAGUACACUUUGUCCGAUCACGUGUAUAUGCCUUGUGAUUUUGAUUCCAGAGUCUCCAGUGUGGCUGGUUUCCAAAGCGAAAAGCGAAAAAGCCAAAAAUACCUUGUGUUGGUUAAGAGGAUGGGUAGAACCCGAAAUUGUCAAAACCGAACUCCUUGAACUCAUCCGAUAUAACGAAGUAUCUGGAACUCAUCGAAGAACCGACGAUGUUAAUAUUAGGAAUUUAUCAUCAAAAUUAGCCGAGCUUAAGGAUCCUUCGGUGUACAGACCUUUUAUAUUUAUGAUGUUUUAUUUCCUGAUUUCCGAUAUCGUUAGCAUUGUACCUUGGAGACCGUAUACCAAUAAAAUCGUGACAGAACUUGGUACACCGAAUAAUUAA